AUGAGCGACAUCUUUGCAAGCUUUACCAAAGUAGAGGAAGUACGAGACGCUGUGAGCCAACUGGAGCAGGGUAAAGCGUCCACUGGGCGCAGCGAGACGCUCCUUGAAGCGAUGAACAGCACAUUGCAAUUGCAACAGAAGCUGAACGAGAAGUUGCAGAAGGUGGUGAGUGGAAUGAACGCCGAAGACUUGAAAGUCAAAGAAAAGGAGACACAUUUGGAGAAGAGAACGAGACACGAGACGGAUGAUAACGAUAAUGAUUCUUCAAGUGACUCGUCCUCGUCCAGUAGUAGCAAUGAUGAGGACGAUGAAGAAGAGAUAGAUCAACGCAAGAAGCGGAAGCUACCGGAAAAGCCGACGCUGAGCGGCAAGAAGGACAGCGCAGAUCUGUCUCUUGCUCAUAAGGCUCUGGACACAAUCUCGAAGAUCAAAGUAGUCAACAGGAGAAUUGACUUGGAGAUAAGUAGCCAGUGGACGAAGGCACUGUUCGACCUCAAGCUCAUUCUUGAUCACCAAUCAAUAGGCAAGACGCUCGUACAACUGAUAAACCGGCUGCUGAGGUUACAGCUCGUGCGCUUGGCAGAGCUGUGGUGGUCUUCAGAGAGAUUCGGUGGACACACAAGCAAGCGAUGGAAGUGCAGUCACUGA
Messenger RNA from Phytophthora infestans T30-4, 648 nucleotides. RefSeq lists its product as uncharacterized. The transcript has a single exon. Bases 1 to 648 code for a protein of 215 amino acids. NCBI's taxonomy places the organism in Eukaryota, Oomycota, Peronosporomycetes, Peronosporales, Peronosporaceae. The record is from RefSeq and is a predicted model, not a curated record.